UCCAAUUUCUCACUGUUGUAAAUGUUUCUUUCAAAAAACCAGCCAUGGCGCCAUCGGCCGAACGCCAAAGCUGCAGUCUCGUUUCUUUCUUAUUUCCCGGCUCAACCUGAAAUCACAGCAGCAGCAGAAGAAGCAGCGCGAAGCAGUGAUAUAGAACUCAUCGGCACAACCAACACAGACCACUGGACGAGACGCAUCCACAAGCUAUGCACCGAAAACCGCGACGCCGACGCCGCUCUCCGCCUCCUCCACCGCCUCCGCCUCCGCGGAUUCCGGCCCGACUCCCUCAACAUCAGCAGCAUCGUCCACGCUCUCUGCCAUGCCAACCGUUUCCCCGAAGCCCACCGCCGCUUCCUCGCCUUCGUUUCCUCCCACUGCGUCCCCGACGAGCGCACGUGCAACGUUCUCAUCGCGCGCUUGCUUGACGGACGUGACCCUUCUUCUACACUACAAUUGAUAAAUGCGUUGGUAUCCGAGAAGCCUGAGUUUGUGCCUUCUUUGAUGAACUACAAUCGUUUGGUUGAUGGAUUCUGUAAGCUGGGGAGAUUGGAAGCAGCCCAUUUGAUGUUGUAUCACAUGAUAAGGAAGGGGCAUCGUCCCAAUGUUGUUUCUUAUACUACUUUGAUCAGUGGGUAUUGUUCGAUUGGGGAUGUUGAUGCUGCUGAAAAGGUGUUUGAUGAAAUGCCCGACUGGGGAGUGCAUUCGAAUGCGCUUACUUACAGUGCUCUAGUUCGUGGGGUUUUAAGAAAAAGGGACCUCGAAAAGGGGAAAAGACUAAUCGGAAAACUUUGGGAGGUUAUUGGAAGUGGGGCGGAUGUGCAAGUUAACAGCGCGGCUUUUUGCAGCGUAAUCGAUACUCUAUGUAGAGAAGGGUUAUUUCACGAAGUGUUCAAGAUCGCCGAAGAUAUGCCACAGGGAAAGAAUGUUCUUGAAGAAUUCGCGUACGGACAAAUGAUCGAUUCGCUGUGUAGGUUCGAGAUGUACAACGGUGCUGCGCGGGUUGUUUAUAUGAUGAAAAAGAGAGGAUUUAAACCAAGCUUGGUUUCGUAUAAUUCAAUUGUACACGGUCUAUGUAUGGAUGGCGAUAUCUUAAGGGCGUACCAGUUGUUGGAAGAAGGUAUGCAGCUCGGAUACUCACCCUCGGAAUUUACUUUUACAGUGAUGGUUGAGGGUCUUUGUCGCGAAUUCGAUCUAGCUAAAGCAAAAGAUGUUCUAAAUGUCAUGUUGAGUAAGGAAGGUGUGGAAAGGACGAGAAUAUACAAUAUUUAUUUGAGGGCUCUUUGUUAUAUGAAUAACCCUACCGAGCUUCUAAAUGUGCUCGUUUUAAUGUUUCAGUCGCAGUGCCAACCGGAUAUUAUUACUCUCAAUACUUUAAUAAAGGGAUUCUGCAAAAUGGGGACCGUCGAAGAGGCUCUGCGGGUAUUUGAUGAUAUGAUUGAGGGGAAAUUUUGUGCUCCAGAUGAAGUAACUUUCACUACUAUUAUUCACGGUUUCCUGAGUGUUGGGAAGGCUAAAGAAUCUUUGAAUUUCAUGCGUAACGUUAUGCUCGAGAGAGGUUUUUCACCUGGUGUUGUGACUUAUAAUACCGUAAUUCGUGGGUUGUUUAAACUUGGCCUUACGGAUGAAGCUAUGGAGGUUUUUAAUAAAAUGGUCUGUAGUGGUGUAAGUGCUGAUUGCAUAACGUACACAGCUGUGAUCGAGGGGUUUUGCGAAUCUAAUUUAAUAAACGAAGCGAAGAAGUUUUGGGAAAAUGUCGUUUGGCCCUCUAAAGUUCAUGACAGUUUUGUUUAUUCCGCCAUGCUUAAAGGGCUUUGCCGCUCGGAAAAAUUCGAUGAAGCAUGUCAUUUACUCUAUGAGCUGGCGGAUUGUGGGGUUGUUCCGAAUACUGUAAAUUACAAUAUCGUCCUUGACUAUGCUUGUAAGUUGGGAUUGAAGAAGGAAGCUUACCAGAUUACUAGUGAAAUGAGAAACAAUGGUUUGAUGCCGGAUGCUGUAACGUGGAGAAUAUUGGAUAAAUUGCAUGGUACUGUAGGAAAGCAAGAUUUUGGGGGUCAAAAUGGUCAUUCGAUAGAGUCGGCAUUUGUUAAUAAAUAAGCACAAGAAGGAAGUAAUAUUAUCCCG
Messenger RNA from Erythranthe guttata (spotted monkey flower), 2121 nucleotides. Lineage: Eukaryota; Viridiplantae; Streptophyta; Magnoliopsida; Lamiales; Phrymaceae. The record is from RefSeq and is a predicted model, not a curated record.